This is a messenger RNA of Rotaria sp. Silwood2, 201 nucleotides long. NCBI's taxonomy places the organism in Eukaryota, Metazoa, Rotifera, Eurotatoria, Philodinida, Philodinidae. The record is from the annotation of a GenBank genome assembly.
AUGGUUGAUAUGGAUACUCGGCAAUAUGUAUCAAUAUUUUCGUAUACAAAGAAUCAUACUUUAAAAUAUUGUGCAGAAGAAGAAAUACGUUUAACACAUGAGUUUAUUCAUGAUGAAAUUGAAGCUAUUAAUCAUUCUCUACCACUUUCAUCACUUAAAAUAGUCACACAAAUACAAAAAAAAUCAGCGUCAAUUGGUUGA